Molecule: messenger RNA, 1387 nt
Organism: Linum trigynum
Lineage: Eukaryota; Viridiplantae; Streptophyta; Magnoliopsida; Malpighiales; Linaceae
Source: the annotation of a GenBank genome assembly
CCUGGCUGCUAUUGCUUCUCAAUCAUCUGUCUUCCUCUUUUACAAGCCAGCGUGUCCCCCUCCCCGGCCAGACUAGCUACCACCCAUUUCCCUUUGCUUGCCAUCAAUUCAUGGUGCUCUACUCUCACUUCCUUCAAUCCAGCAAUCUCUUGUUGACCCUCACCUGCAUGCACGACCAUCACUUUCACUUUCUUACCUCCUACCUUCUCAAACCCAGAUUCCUCUUGCCCCUUCCCCUCCUCUAUUUCCUCCCCCGCAGCCCACAUCCUUAGCCUCCCUGACCCCAGAGACCUUUCCCUUUCACCACAAUGUCCCCCAUCCCCACCCACCCCUGUCCCUAUUGCUCCAGUCCAGUCCAUUCCCAAACCCUUGAUCCUCCCUCACCGGAGAACCUGACUACCCCUGUAUCCCAACCAAGCGAUAUAUCGACACACGUUUUCUCUUCAGAUCUACCAUCCCCCCUCACGUUUUCUCUGGAGGAAGCAAGCCUAUCGGUGGGAGAACUCUUCUCUUUAGGCCAUGAGGAGGGCUUCGAUCAGGUCAAGAAGAUUAUUGUUGGCAAGACUCAAGAUACGCAUCAGAGGAAAAUUCGGUCGUCAAGGACCAAGCUAGAGAUGGAGCGGAGGCGACUCGAACCAAUUACGUCGCCGAUUUCAGGACCCCGUAAGAGGAAGUCCAAGGCAGGAGACUUACCCACUGGUACUCAAUGAAUUGUUCUAUAAUCAGUUGGAAUGUGCGAGGUCUGGGCAACAGGGACAAAAGAGCGAGAGUUAAAGAGAUUUCUGGGUACUAGAAUCCUUGGUCUGAUUGAAACAAAAUGGUCGCAAUGCUCUGAUGAAUUUGUGUACAACAUCUUCGCCAAUAGGAACGUGGACUGGGUUGCCAAGGAUGCGGUUGGUAGUUCGUGUGGGAUGGGAUCGCUAUCAUCUGGGACAAGAGUGUUUUUCGUGGUCUAUGGUCCCCAGGACAGGGAGGAGAAAAUUGCUUUCAUUCACGAACUUGAUAAUCUUUGUGGUUCCUUGGCUUCCCCUCUCUGCAUUGCUGGUGAUUUCAACUUAGUCCGUAGCCAUGAUGAUUAUCGAGGAUGCAGGCGUAGUGUGAAUCUCAUGGGAACGGGUACGGUGCUAAUUGUACAAUAGUUAGCACCGUCCUAACCAAGGGAAAAACUACUACUAGUUUGAAUUAGUAGCGAUUUAGCUUAGAUGUUGUAUUGAUUUUAUAAUAAUCCGUAGUGAUUUCGUUAUUUUUAGUAGCGUUUUUUGCUAGUUAUCACGGUUCCCAUCCCGAAUCUCAUGGAUGAGUUUAACGAUUUUAUUGACGAUAAUGGUCUCCUUGACUUACCUUUGGGAGGGAGUAGUUUCACAUGGAGUAAAGGUGCAGGUCAGGA